AGGGAUAAUGGAUACAUAGUUUUCAACUGUAAAAAUGACGAGCAAUUUGUUGAUAUUUAUUCCUCAAAUAUUGCGCACCGAGCAAUCGGGCUAUGUGGUUGGUAAAGUGGUACACGACACCUGCAGUGACCUAAAAAAGUUCUACAUCGUCGGUCUGCGUAGGGUGGCCUCGGAGUUAGCCAACAGGUCCACGUUAGGCGUAAUCGGAUAUUAUUCCAACGGGAACGAGGAGGCGCCUUUGGAGCGCAAGCAUCCGAAUUGGGUGCACAUCGCAACGAGGCCGUCUGCGGGCGACGAGUACCGUCUGACGAGUGUCGUUCUCAACAACAAGAGAAUGGACCUGUCGGCGACGCGCACGACGCUUAUUCUGUACGAUCGACGUGCGUUACAGAAGACGGAACUGUUCGAGAGGUCGGCAACGUCGAGCGAUCAUUUCCACGAGCUCGCGAGGCUCAUCCAGAGUAAAGAAGAUGAGCUGAGGAUCAAGUCGACGAGUCUGCUGACCUAUCACAUAUCCUUCUAUUUGUUGCAUCCCAUUCUGUUGCUGUCUAAGAUAAUGGAGGGAUUGCUACCAAUCUUGAAGUACUCCUCCCUCGGCCUACACGUUUACGACUGGCUGGAGAAUGUCAAGUGGAUGCUGGCGACGGUUGUGCGGGACGGGAGCUUCAAACUGAAAACGGGAAACCAUGCACUAGCUAUUGUGAUAGACGUGGCGCUGGGAAUCUUCGUGCUGCGACUACUGCGAUAUUACAUCGAGGAUCAGCCGUCGCAGUUUCUUCUAAAUAAUGCAGAGAAAGUCGUAGAGACUCUAAGGGACCUGAUUAAUUGGUUGAUGGGCGUACCAGCUGGCCUCAAGCUUAAUCAUGCCCUUAACAACACUAUGGGAAAGUUCUUCCUAUAUCACAUACAACUUUGGUGGACAUUUCUGAUAUUUUCCAAGCCGCUUCUGGAUUUGGCGUUCGAAGUGUUGCUCCUAUUUGGAAGGCUGGGUAUCACGUUUCAAAUAUCCAUUGUCGCGGACCUUCUGGGUCUUGUCAGCUUCCACACGUACUGUAUUUACGUUUAUGCAGCAAGGCUUUUUAAUAUUCAGCUGAGAGGAAUCACGGCUCUCUUCAGGCUCUUCCUCGGGAAGAAGAAGAAUCCUCUGCGCGAGAGAGUGGACUCGUGUCAAUAUCAAACAGAUCAGUUAUUCGUCGGGACGCUGUCGUUCACCAUUCUUCUAUUCCUGAUGCCUACCACGUGGGUAUACUACACUGUAUUCACACUGCUCAGAUUAGCAUCAAUCGCAUUCGCCGGUUUUCUGACUAGGCUGAAGUUUUAUCUGCAAGUUAUUCCCGUUUACACCUUUUGGAAGUGGUUGCUACGAUCUUAUAGCACUCGUAGCAUUGUUGACAUCAGAUUGCAUCCUUAUUAUACCAAAGAACUUACAGUGCUGUCGAUGACCAUGGUUGUGGCUCCCUGGAAGCUCACAUGGAAAAAGUGCAUUCCAGACACAAUCGAUUGCUAUCCAGCCAUUGAGUGGUGUACAAUACUGAAUAAUGUCAUAUGGGGUCAUUUGUUGUAUCCAUUAUGAAAAACUAUAUUAAAUAUCUAUAUUUCUUAUUUAUUCAA
Messenger RNA from Monomorium pharaonis (pharaoh ant), 1611 nucleotides. RefSeq names its product phosphatidylinositol N-acetylglucosaminyltransferase subunit Q (gene PIG-Q). Gene Ontology annotation, biological process: GPI anchor biosynthetic process. Lineage: Eukaryota; Metazoa; Arthropoda; Insecta; Hymenoptera; Formicidae. Bases 35 to 1573 code for a protein of 512 amino acids. Gene Ontology annotation, cellular component: endoplasmic reticulum; membrane. The transcript is spliced from 5 exons. The record is from RefSeq and is a predicted model, not a curated record.